AUGUCAGUAGAUCAAGAUGAAGAUCUACGGCCAGAGGAGGCUGCAGUGCUUGAGCAGCUAGAGCUAAUGUCGAGCCAGUCAUCACAGCCGUACGUUCCCCACGUCUUGUCUGUGAUUGGCGAGGAGUCUGAGCCGGCGACAACGUCGAGUCAGAGCAACAGUCACAGCCAUAGCCACAGCCAUAGCCGUACUGGGGCUGGGAGUAACAGGAGCAGAGCUUCAUCCGCUAAUGACGAUCUACCCCGCUUUACCCCCGAUAUCAAAUCAAUCGACGACGCUGAAACGCUCAGUUCUCCAUCGCCAUCGAGUAGAGACGGCAAUUCACAGCCACCAUCGAGCUCGCAGCACAUCCCAACCAUAUCGAGCGCCUCUAGAAGUGCUUCUGUUCGCUCAUCUGGUCAGCCUAGCUCUAUCCCGUCGAUCCCCUCGCAGUACUCGGCACGGCUCGAUACACCAGCGUUCAGUGAUUCCCCCUUCAUCACUUUCGAUCAGCAGUCUUCCCACUCAAGGAGCAAUUCUGCUUCCAACUCUGCCAACUCUGAAAUUAGCAGCAGGGCUGGUAACCUCAUUGCCUUUUUCGAAAGCGGCAAGGAGAAGGAGGAGCAGAAGCCUGAGCAGAAAUCUGAGCAGAAAUCUGAGCAGAAAUCUGAGCAGAGACCUCAGCAGAGACCUGAGCAUAGCACCUCUCCUCCAAUCAGCAAAGUCAUUCAAACAAAGCGCCCCAUCAACCUCAACAGAAACAAGGACGAUAAUAAACCACGUCCACGCAAACAGACUCAGAUUCAGCCUUCUCUACCAUCUUUACCCUCACCCACCCACCACGAAAGUCUCACCGACGGCUGGGAAACUUUGAUCAGCUCGUCGACCCCAACGGAUUUCUCCACCCCUCUUUCCUCACAUAAAACUCCUAUGACCUCCCAGCGCCCCACUUCUCCAAUAGACUUGUCCAGCUUCGAUGAUAUCACUGAACAGAUUGCUCGUGCUGGCACUCUCUGGUAUCUUCACGUACACGACGGCACUCCCUAUCGAUGGGUACGUGCUAGAGCCGCGCUUCUACCAACGACCCUCAAACUUUCAUUCCUACCAUCACCUGACUUGUCCAGCUUUAGACUACAGCGUCAGAUUGUCACCCUUGACCUCAACCAUUGCUCAGAAGUCCGCUCCGUCGCAAGUCCUUCUAACCCCGCAUCGCACAAGUUGGAUCUCGGUUUAGUGGCCGCACGCGAGCAGGGUGGUUUAGAGGGUGUCCUUAAUCCCUUCGUUCUCGUCUAUCAAGAUGGCUGGGAGAGGUUGGCUACAGAUAGCGCCCGUGAGCGUGUACAAUGGGUCGGUGCAUUCUGGGAUGUCAUCAGACCCAUACAGACUCCCCAGACCAGGAUGCUUGUUAGAGCGCCUUCGAUUGCCUCGACAUCUGCUUCGUCCGCCACAUCUGCCACAUCGAGAAACUCGCCCCUCUUGCCCGGUCAAACCACCCUCACUGGCACACCUAUAGUCAGGAGACCGGUAUCACCAUCCAAUUCCAACGCUGGCUCGGUGUCCGCUUUUAACGUCAGGUCUGAGGAUUUUGGCGCUCCUGAACCUACAGCUAGCGACUCAGAACAGCAGUCGAACAGCAGCAUCCAGAAGAGCAGAAGUAGAGGCAGGUCGUCGACGUCGAAAAAGAAGAGGGAGAGUCUUGAUGAUUCGUCUAUUGGGUUGGUCGCCGGUACGUCCACCUCAGACACUGUGCGCGGAUUGGGCAUCCUUUCAGAUACGUGGGACUCGCGAGACACGCGAGACACUCGAGACGGAAGUGCAAAUGACAGCGAGGCUGACGAUAUCAUUUUCCCUCCGUCUGUGUCCGUUAGGGCACACAGAAGAGGCGGGCGCAGGAAAAUGUCGGGAAGGUCAUCUGAUGACAGCGCGAGUGGGAGCGGAGGCGGUAGUGGUGGAUCGUCGUCUAGCUCAACUUCAACUAUCCUGUCCGCAUCGAAGAAGAGCGACGCUAAGAGCAUUGGCGCUAGCACAGAGAGAAUGCUCAGGUCGCCCAAGCUCGGUCAGCUGGCUGAAGAUGCCGAUGAGGAGGAUGUCGAGACUCAAUCAGCUUCAGCUUCAGGAUUAGGUUCAGGAUCAGGAUUAGAUUCAAAGACAAAGUCGGCAAAUAGUGUGCCUCAAAAGGUGGAGAAGGUGGAGGAGUUAGAAAAGGAGAAGGAGAAAGAGCUUGUGGAGACUGAGAUUGAGCGAGAGAAUCAGGAUACACCCUCUCCUCAGCAACCCGAAACUGCAACAACACCCAAGUCAAACCAUUCAGGGAAAUCUAGAUCCCAUUCUCGCACUCAUUCUGCAAUAUCUAUUCAAAAUACUCCUGAAAUGGGUGCACAGAGUACGCAUGAUACUUAUCACACUCAAGACCCUCAAGACACCCACGCUCAAAACACCACUGACUUAAUGCGCUCCCUCCCUUCUUCCUACCCCUCUCAAUCCCAGCAACCAUCCCAAAUUGAUACAAGAGAAACUGCAGAAAAUGGCGCAAGCACCAAUGAGCUGCUAAGGUCGUUGUCGAGAAAGUCAUCCAAUCCUUCGACGGUGAAGAGAGCUGAGAGACUGUCCACAUCGCAUAAGUCUCUAGCUCAGUUAGUUGAUGCGCUAGGUGACAGUUCUGAGGAUCAGGAAUUGAAAGAUGCUUUGACCGAAUUGAUCAGCAAGAGCAAGAGUGGCACACCUGAGCAAAACAGCACUCCAACUGAGAGGAGUCUGCCUUUGAGCAGACGAAGUGGAAUGAAAAAGGUGGUCAGCAACGCUUCAUCUAACCGUUCCUCAAAAAUUCAGAGCAAAGAAAAAACUAUGUCGACAGAGUACCACACUGCUCAAACUAACUCACCUAGUUCCAACACCCCUGUCGUGACGAGUACAGCUACACAAGCACCACCGACAACUCAACCUUCGCCUCACACGAGCAGCUCCCCAUCAGCAUCAGCUCAUAUCCCAACCAACACCACUGAACCCAACACAACUGAAAGAAAAACUCCAUCCGUGUCGUCUUCCAAGAAAUCAUCAACGAAGCCCUCCAGAAGCAGGUCUCAGAAGAGCUCGUUCAAGGCACGCUCAGAUGUACCUCCACCCGAGCAGAGCGCUGGUGUUGACGCUGCUAGUGAGAGUGGAGAGUUUGAGGACGAGGAAGACGACUUUGACAUGGAUUUGUUAGCUCCAUCGCGCACAGCUUCACCUGAAUCGGUGUGGCCUCCGUCAAGAGUGUCGUCUUUGGUUAGCAGGAAAGCUCCAACGACUGUAUCAACUGUGUCGCGCUCCUCAACGAUCGAUUCGAAGUUUUUGGCGCCGACGAUUAUUUCAGAAUCAUCCGAGGGUACCUCAAUCCCAUUAGAUAGAAGCAGUGAUGCGAAAACUAUCACUCAAGAUAUGGUUCACGGAGAGUUGGAUAAAAAUUUCCUCACGUCUGAGCUCCAGAAGCUAUUCAAUGCGUUGCUAGCCAGAGAAUCGGGUAGGACUAACAAUACUGACGAUAUCCUUAAUGCUAUCCAAAAGGAGCUCGGUGGCUUAGCUGACGCAAUCAGAGUACUUCCGUUUAGGAGAAGGGGCAGUGGUGACAUUUCUGUCACAACCGAGGGCAAGCUUACGGAUAAUCAAUCAGUGCCUGAUCUCCCGUCUGAGCCUAAACCCGAAAGCUUUGAUAACAGGUCCGGUGAUCUUCUUCGCGAUGUGAGGAAGAAGUCAAGUAUGUCAUACAUCCCUCCACCGCCAGUACAUGAUGACAAGCCUAUUCACGAUUUGGAGAAUAAGGUAAAUGGACUCAUUGAUGUCUGCCGCGAUGCUCUCGAUUCUACUGGGAGUGAUAAGCGUAUCAGAGAUGCCAACGAGGAGCGAAACAACGCUCAUAUGUUAAGAUUGGAGAAUCUUGUCAGAAAUUUAAUCAGACACUUCACUAAGGGUGGUGCUUCAAGUAUAUCCAGCUGGCCAGACAUGAUGUCAGAACAUCCGUUUGACGACGAUGGAGAGGAACUAAGUGCUGAUUUAGAUGCGGAGCUGGAUGAUGGAGCAUCUAGCUCGACAGUAACGCAAAAACCGGCUGUCGAGCAGGUUCAGCCUAGCGUGGAUGACAUGUACCCGCAUGACUCAAUAUCCAUGAGGGAUCUAAUGGGACCCCUCCCAACUCCGCCUAUAUACGCAUCUCACGAAUAUUCGGAGCCUGAGGUUCCUCACUUGUCAAGAGCCGAGAGGGACUUCACUUCGCGCAGACGGUGGGCGAGGUCUGAGUCACCACCUGCCAAGUCGCUCUCAAGUGUUUCUACUGAAACGGCGGAUGAGGAGUACGACGAUGUCAUGUACCCCGAUGUCUACGAUCCAGAACCUGGCCCACCGCUCGAACAGGGAUACCUUGAAGAGCUACCACGAGAGACAUUGCAGAAACCAGUGCCAGAUCCAGUUCCAGAGCGUCAGCCAACACCAAGAAUACAAGUUAAUGAAGGCGGAUAUCCACGGACUGAGAAGGAAAGCAAUACUCACGAUUUCAAACCUCCUCUCGAACGUCUCAACAGACCUCCGCCUAUCAGACCCAAUGGAAUGGCUAUGCCAAUGCCAGGCCGACCGCCAAUGAUGAGAGGACCUCAUAUGGCCAUGCCUAUGCCAUACAAUGUCAGAGGCGGGUUUAGACCGCCACCUAACUUUAACGGAUUCGUCAGACCAGCUGCGAACAAUUUGAGGGGAUUCCAUCCUCCAAUGCUUCCUCCGCAGAUGGGUGGUGCACCAUAUCGUCCACCACUGAUGAGACCUGCUGGUAUGGGCGCAGGCCCAAUGCAUGGUGCUGGUCCUAUGCCAAUGAAUGGAUCAGCCCCAAUGAGAAACAACCCCACGUUCAGACCUAAUCCCACGUUCAGGCCUUCUCCUAUGAUGGAUGGCAUGAGAGGCGGUUCAUUUGCAAGACCUAUGCAAAUGCCUCCGCCGGGUGUCCCACCUGGAGGGAUGGGUAUACCUCUCCGAUUCGGCUCUGAUUUCCAUCCAGGCUUCAACGAAACGCUGUACAAUACAAGAAGAGCUGGAUGGAAUACGGAAGAGAUUCUGAGACACCAGAUGGAUGCAGAUAGAUAUCUGGGGGCACUCAACAAUUGGCUCGAGAGAGAGGUGUCAGCCAAGAUCAACGAGUGGGGUCCUGUUCAGCGCCAAAUCAAGGAGAUGGAGGUAGUACUGCGCGAUGUUCGCGAUUCAGUUAAUAGCUCGAGGGGUAUUCCACCUGGUGACAGUCGCGGAUUGGCGCCGUCGACCGCGGCCGACCCUCAUACUAUGCCCGGUCCUUCCGGAGCAUCUCGUGGUAUUACACCUACUAAUGGCCAAGAGCCUCACUCAAUGGGUGAUCCGUCAGGCGGUUCUCGUGGUAUGCCUGACCCAUCGGGCGAAUCUCGUGGUAUGGCCGAUCCAUCAGGCGGCUCUCGUGGAAUGGGAGACCCUUCUAACGCUGGAUUGCAUAAGAAUGAGGCGACUGGAUCGCAAUUGCCAUCUGAACACGGUCAACACGAUCAAGGUGCGUCACUUCCUGAUGAGGGUGGUCCUAGAUCUGUAGAUGGGAAACCCCAAGGCAUGAAUCCGGAAGGAGAAGGUGCAGUGCUUCCUGAUGAAGGUGAUGCCAGAUCCAUGGGAGGCAAACCUGAAGGCGAAGUAGGUGCAGUGCUUCCUGAUGACGGAGCUGUCAGAUCCACUGGAGGCAGGCCUGAAGGUAAAGAAAAUUCAGGAGAGAAGGGACCACCAUUCGCAGCUCUUAGAUCUAAUAAGCCAUUCUCAGAGGAGAUUCCAGGACUCAACAAGCUUCUAGGAAAAGGCAAAGGUAGAGGUUCGCCUCAGAAGCCACCGGCAAGUCACGGCGUUGGUAGUCACGCUGGCACUCAAGCCGGAUCACCGCCUCCAGGUGAAGCUACCUUAGGUGCUGAUACAAAUGAAUAUCCACCACAGGAGCAAGCACCAACUCAUGCGGAUAGCAACGUUCCUCCAAGUCAUGCUCCAAGUCAUGCCGCUCCAAGUUACGCUGGAUCACCUUACCGCCAGGAUGGUGAACUCGGUGGUGCUCCUCCCUCAGAUAGAAACCUUGGCUCCGGGCCAGCUGACCCUGGCAGCCAGGCUCCGGAUGGUAUUGCUCCUUCUCACUCAGCUAGCAAUGUCGGGCCUAACCAUGGGGCUCCAAGCCACGUCCCAUCCCCUGUCGGCCAGGGUGUAGAGCUCGAAGAUGGUCCUGAAUCUGGUAUUCCCCAGGACAGAAAAGUAGGGUUUUCUUCUGCGCCAACUGAACUCGGCAGCAAUGCUCCACCGCCCGGGAAACCUGCCGGUAAGGCGCCUGGAUCUAGCAAGGGUGGCAGCAGAUCUGUAAAAGGUGGCAGCAAUGCUCCUCAGUCUGGUAAGGGUUCUAGUAAUGCUCCUGGUAGUGCCGCCCCUCCAAGCACUGUUCCUCCAAGCACUGCCGCAAACGAUGCUUCGGUCGGCAGUGAUGUUCCUCAACCUGGGAAAGCAGCUAGUGAAGCUCCUCCACAGUCUGAUAGAGGUAUCGCUCCUCAAGCUGAAACACCAGCUGAUCCGCCAUUCGUCGGUGAUGCUUCUCAGCCUAAUAGCUCUCAAUCUCCCACGGGAAAUCAUGCUGGUGAGGCAGGAACCCUCGGUGAUGCGCCACAAAACUCAGAUGCUCAACCACAAAAUGCUGCUGGAAAUGAAAUCACGCGUCUGCCUACUCCGGGUGGUGAUCAACAACAUGAUGUACCUCUCAGUCUUCAGCCUGGCGUAUCUCCAGUCUUCGGCUCCCCAGCCAGGAGCAACGCUGAUGGAAUUGCUCCAUUUGCCGGUGGAAAAGGUGGAAAGGGUAGUAAGGGCAAGAAAGGCAAGAAGGACAGUAGUGGAGGUGGAGAAGCUAGGAGCAUGGGCAAUGUUGGGAGUGAGCCAGACGUUGCACCCCCUGCGCCUCCUGCUGAACAAGAAGCCGCUGCUGGUGGGAAUCUAGUAGGUGACUCCAACUCAAAUGGUAAGGGACCCUCACCUGCAGGCUCUACUAGAGCGCUUGGCGAUGCUCCACAAGAACCUGGAAAUGUUAAGUUUGCUGAACCAGGAAGUAAAGGUCCUUCACCAGGAGAUACUGCCGGUGCACUUGGCGUCGCCCCACAAGACUCGGCGAAUGACAGUUUCCCUCCCAUGUUUGGUUCGCCAGCCCAUGACAACGUGCUCGGUGAUGUCUCACAAGCUCCAGGCGAUGGAAGUGUUCCUCCAGCUGCAGAAACGCCAGGUGCUGAUGGCGCUGCUCCAAUAGCCGGUGGUAAAGGUGGAAAGAAAGGAAAAGGAAAGAAGGGCAAGAAGGACAGUGCCGGAGAUGGCGAAGUCAGGAGUAUGGGCAAUAUUGGAAGUGAACCAGACGCUGCAGUUCCUUCUGACCAAGCACAAGACAAAAUCACCGCAGAAUAUCCUGACGCAAACGUCAAAGACCCUUCACCAGCAGGUUCCACAAGAGCACUUGGCGAUGCUUCACAAGCUCCAGAAGACGCUAAUUUCCCUCCUAUGUUAGGCUCGCCAGCACACGAUAACGUGCUAAGUGAUGCUCCGCAAGCUUCAGGUGGUGACAGUAUCCCACCAGUUUCUGAAACGCCAGCGAGUGAUGGCGCUGCUCCAGUUGCUGGUGGAAAAGGUGGAAAGGGUAGCAAGGGCAAAAAGGGCGAUGAGGUCAACAGCAUUGGUAAAGUUGGCACUGAGCCAGACGCUGAAGCUCCUGCCGAACAAGAAGCCACCGCGAAUGAAAUCCCACCAGGUUUCUCUGACGCGAACGGCAAAAGCCCCUUACCAGCGAGUACUACUAGAGCACUCAGUGACGCACCUCAAGCUCCAGGUGAUAACCAUGUACAUCCAGUAUUAGGCUCACCAGCCAAGGACAAUGCGUUCAGUGACGCUCCUCAAGCUUCAGGCGAUGACAGUGCUCCACCAGUUGCUGACAUUCCAGCUGCUGAUGGCUCUGCUCCAGUUUCCGGUGGAAAUGGCGGAAAAGGUGGAAAGGGUAGUAAAGGCAAGAAGGGCAAAAAGGACAGUUCUGGAGAUGGUGAAACCAUGAGCAUGGGCAAUGUUGGUACUGAGCCAGGCUCUGAGGAUCCUGUCGACAAGGUACAAGAUGUCGCCACUGGAGGCGAUCCAUCAACAUUUGGCGAUGCUUCACAAGCUCCUGACGAAGCCGCUGCUUUUGAACCAGGUACCAAAGGCCCUUCACCAGCAGGUACCACCAGAGCACUCAGUGAUGUACCUCAAACACCAGGCGCAGGAUCUGCGGAUCCAAACUCUACUGAUCUUCCAGAAGCCGCCCAGAAGGUGGAAAAUGUGCUCAAUGAUGCUACCAAUGGUCAACAUCGUCGCGAUCCUGGUAUUGAUUCUAUCUUGGAUAUCCUCAGUAAAGCAUUCCCUGGUGAGCCUUCAAAGGAGGCUGCCAAGGAAGCACCAGCUACUGGAAUGAGCGAUGCUGAAAGAGGUGCUCUUGAGGAUAAGGCAAACACUGCAUCAAAGGAACGUGAUGAUGCUCACAGCAAACUGAAUGAAAUACUUGCUGUUGAAAGGGCACUCUCUGAAGAGAGAAAUAAAAAUGCAGAAAAGGAGAAGGCUGAGUUACAGCAGAAAGUAAAGGAUGCUGAAGCUGAGAGAUCGAAACUAGAAUCUCAGCUGGGAGAUGUUAACAAGAUGCGUAAUGAACACCACAAGUUAAUUGCUGAUUCGCUCAAGCAAUUAACGUCAUUUACGACCGCUGAAGCAGAUAGACUAAAGCAGGCCUCUUCAAAGCCAACUUUACAGGACAUUCGCGAUAUGAUAGAGCAUCAAAAUGAUGAAAACAGCAAAUUGCUAAAGGUCGUUGCAUCUGAUAUUAUUCUGCAUAACACAUCUCAACAUAGAAGUACCGUUGGCAGCGUCGAAAAGUCUAAUGCUACUGCUAUGAAAGGAAAUAUCGAUACAGCUGUUGAUGAGUUUAAGAAGCAACUGUUGCCAGAAGUACGAGGCUUGGUGAAGGAAAUUGGCGAUCUCAGAGAACAAAAGAGAGGCCUUCAACACGAAAUUAGUGAAUUAUUCGCCAUCAAGUCAAAGCAGGGCAACGGCGCACCACCUCCGCCAAAGGUUGAUUACAAUCCUCGUGCACCACCUGCCAAAGAGAACAACAAAAAGGAUGACAAGCCAAAAGAUCCAGCCCAACCACCACCACCAGCUUGGCUUAGCUGGCAGCCACCAGUAAACUUUGCCCCACCGCCAUUGCCAUCUCAACCACGCUAA
Molecule: messenger RNA, 9258 nt
Organism: Wallemia ichthyophaga EXF-994
Lineage: Eukaryota; Fungi; Basidiomycota; Wallemiomycetes; Wallemiales; Wallemiaceae
Exons: 9
Coding region: 1-9258 (3085 amino acids)
Source: RefSeq, a predicted model, not a curated record